AUGUUAUCCGCAAUUUUCCUGAUUAUCAACUCGUUGGUGACUGUUUCAGGAUAUUGUGUUAAUUUAUUCCUCCUCCACGUGGCAAUAUUUCAUAGUCCGUCUAUUAUAAGAACAUUCUCAAUUGUCAUUAUUAACAUGGCAUUCACUAAUUUUGGAGCAUGUCUUAGUGGAUUUCUGAUUGGACAACGAGUUAUUCCAGCUGGGAAACAAUUAUUUUAUAUUUCCUAUGGAAUUUGCUCAAAUUUAGGAGAACAGUUUUGUUUUGAUAUAUUCGGAGCCCUUCUACAUUUCCACACUCAUGCUCUUUGUCUCAUUUUUCUAUCUUUUGCAUACCGUUUUUAUGUGAUGAAACAUCAAGAGAUCUCCCGAUGUAUUCUUCAAGUUCUCAUAUUUCUCAUCUACAUUCCAUCAUUUAUACAAUUAAUUGCAAUGCUCUUUUUUCAAGAUACCAAUUUUGCAGAAAUUCGAAUUUUAUUCAUAGAAUCUCUUCCACAACACAACAUAACAGAUCUUACUGUAACUGGAGCUGUGGAUAUAUUUCAAUUCAGUACACCUAUUACAAUUGGAAUUCGUGUUUUAGAAAGGAAAAUAUUGAAAUUAUUGAUGUUAAGAAGAGUGGAUUUGUCACAGAAAACGAGAAACUUUGCACGCUCAAUUACUCCGGGUUAG
Caenorhabditis elegans is the source of this 669-nucleotide messenger RNA. NCBI's taxonomy places the organism in Eukaryota, Metazoa, Nematoda, Chromadorea, Rhabditida, Rhabditidae. The record is from the annotation of a RefSeq genome assembly.